This is a messenger RNA of Entrophospora sp. SA101, 207 nucleotides long. The record is from the annotation of a GenBank genome assembly. NCBI's taxonomy places the organism in Eukaryota, Fungi, Glomeromycota, Glomeromycetes, Entrophosporales, Entrophosporaceae.
AUGGCCAGCAGCCCUAGUAGAAUCGCAGAAAAUCAUGGCCGUAAAGGAAAUGAGAUAUUCUCAUCUCACGUAUCAAAAAAUAAUGCAACGCCUUUCGUUUAUGGACAUUCAACUAUAUUCAAAGAAUACAACGAUAUGAAUGAGUGUAGUAUCAAGAAGUACCUUCAAAGAAAUGAUAUUGCUAUGGAAUUAGAUAAUAACAUUUGA